Molecule: messenger RNA, 4653 nt
Organism: Rhinichthys klamathensis goyatoka
Lineage: Eukaryota; Metazoa; Chordata; Actinopteri; Cypriniformes; Leuciscidae
Gene: sik3
Product: SIK family kinase 3
Exons: 25
Coding region: 48-3599 (1183 amino acids)
Biological process (GO): microtubule cytoskeleton organization; intracellular signal transduction; protein phosphorylation
Cellular component (GO): cytoplasm
Molecular function (GO): ATP binding; protein serine/threonine kinase activity; tau-protein kinase activity
Source: RefSeq, a predicted model, not a curated record
AGCGCGCUGCGCGUCCUCGCUUGUUGUUCCCGCAGAGAGGGCAGAAGAUGGCGGCCGUGUCGAGCGGGCCCGCCGCCGGGCUCCCGAACCCCAACCCGAACCCGAACCCCAACCCGAGCCGCGAGCGAGCGCAGCCCAACGCCCCCAUACACCACCCGAACGCGAGCGUCAGUCGCCCGCCCGCCGUGCGCGUCGGAUACUACGAGAUGGAGCGCACCAUCGGGAAGGGCAACUUCGCUGUGGUCAAACUCGCCACGCACAUGAUCACCAAAGCAAAGGUUGCGAUAAAGAUUGUUGACAAGACUCAGCUGGACGAUGAGAACCUGAAGAAGAUCUUUCGAGAAGUUCAGAUCAUGAAGAUGCUGAGACACCCUCACAUCAUCCGCCUCUACCAGGUGAUGGAGACGGAGCGAUUGAUCUAUCUGGUGACGGAGUACGCCAGUGGAGGAGAGAUCUUCGAUCAUCUGGUGGCUCACGGGCGCAUGGCGGAGAAAGACGCGCGGCGGAAGUUCAAGCAGAUCGUAGCCGCGGUUUACUUCUGCCAUUGCAGGAACAUCGUCCACAGAGACCUGAAGGCAGAGAACCUGCUGCUCGACCACAACCUGAACAUCAAGAUCGCAGAUUUCGGCUUCAGUAAUCUGUUUUCUCGAGGACAGCUGCUGAAGACGUGGUGUGGCAGUCCUCCGUAUGCAGCGCCCGAACUCUUCGAGGGAAAGGAGUACGACGGACCAAAAGUGGACAUAUGGAGUUUGGGUGUGGUUCUGUAUGUCCUGGUUUGUGGCGCGCUACCGUUCGAUGGAAGCACUUUACAGAACCUCCGCGCUCGAGUCCUCAGUGGGAAAUUCCGGAUCCCGUUCUUCAUGUCCACAGACUGUGAGUAUCUGAUCAGACACAUGUUGAUUCUGGAACCCAGUCGACGGCUUUCAAUGGAGCAGAUCUGCAAGAACAAGUGGAUGAGACAAGGAGACCCGGACCCGGAGUUUGACAGACUGAUAGCAGAAUGUGAGCAGGUGAAGGUGGAGAGAGAAACAGAGUUAAUUAACGAGCAAGUGCUAAUGGCCAUGUCAGAUAUGGGCUUCGACCGUGAGCGGACCUUACAGUCUCUGCACACGGAUGCGUAUGAUCACUACAGCGCCACCUACAGUCUGCUGUCUGACAAGCUGAAGCGGCACAAGAACCUGUGCAUGGCUCCGCCCACGCCCCGCCCCCUCUACCCGCUGCAGGAUCUGAGUAACGCCGUCAGUAUGACGGUACCACAGGUCCAGCUCAUAAACCCAGAGAAUCAGAUCGUUGAGACGGACGGGCCGAUGGCUCUGGACAGCGAUGAGGGAGAAGAGCCUAGUCCAGAGGCGAUGGCCCGAUACUUGUCCAUGAGACGCCACACUGUAGGCGUUCCUGACCCCAGGGCGGAGAUUCAGGAGGAUCUUCAGAAACUGGCCCCUGGGUUUCCUCGUGUGGCCCCUCAGCCGCCCUUCCCUCAGCUUGUUCCCACUAUGGCACAGAUGCAUCUGAUGCCCACCCAGAACAUGCAACCCACACAGCAGCUUGAGUACAAGGAGCAGUCUCUGCUGCAGCCUCCGACUCUUCAGCUGCUGAACGGUAUGGGUCCUCUGGGCCGCCGGGCGUCUGACGGUGGCGCUAACAUUCAGCUUCACGCACAGCAGCUGUUGAAGAGGCCGCGCGGUCAGUCGCCGCUAGUCACCAGCCCGCAUCCAAUUCCCGCCGUGGCUCCAGUCGACGAGGAGGGAUCUGACGCCGAACCGGAUCCGGAGGCUGUUCAGAGGUAUCUGGCGAACAGUUCCAAGCGGCACACAACACACGGCACGGGUCCCUGUCACAUGACCAGCGAGCUCUCGGACACACAGAGAGCCCGGCAGAGGGGCUGGACCCCCGAACAACACUGCCGGUCGUCGUAUAAAGACUGCAACACCCUUCACCUUCCGAUGGAACGCUUCUCUCCGGUGCGCCGCUUCUCUGAUGGAGCCGCAACCAUCCAGGCCUUCAAGACCCAGAUGGAGAACAACAGCCUGAUCCGCCAGCUCAAACAGGAGUGUGAGCAGCUGCAGAAGAUGUACGCAGCGGCGCAGGACAAGCGGAUGAUGGAACACACACAGCAACAGCACAUCCUCUACCAGCAAGAGCAGCAGAUCCUACACCAGCAGAUACAGGCCCUGUCUUUGGGACAUGGAGAAAACCAGCCCAGCAGUCACCUUACAUACCAGCUACAGAGGUUGCGUAUUCAGCCCUCCAGUCCUCCACCUACGCAUCCUAACAACCACCUCUUCAGACCAGCCAAUCAGAGUCCUCCGCCGGGCAGUCAGGGGAUGAUGCAGGCUCACGGCGGGGCUUCUGCGGUUCAGUUUCAGCAUGGCUCCGCCCUCUACCAGUCUCCCAGCGCCAGCCCUCCCCCCACCAGCCUCCCCCGCAUGGCCAAUCAGCAGCCUCCGUUAUCGUCAGGCUCCGCCCGCCAGCAGCAGGUGACCAUUCAGGUGCAGGAGGUGGAGCUCGGGGGCGGAGCUCAGCGGCAGGGUUUCCUAGCAACCCCGUGUCACAGAGUUCUGGGGAAACAGCUGAGCGCCGAUAACGCGGAAACACACAGUCGCAGUUUGAGUCGCUUCCACACUUCCACGUACGAGCAGUUUACCCCGCACCUGUUUGGCGAGGGCAACAUGAGCAGCGUGAUCGGCACCUAUAACCCGUACCUGCAGGGGGCGUGUCUGAAGGUGCCGGGUCUGGAGGGUUACCAGGGUUACGGGAGUCCGUCGGCGCUACAACAGGCUCUGCUAUCGCCCACGCCGCUAGAGUACCGGCCGCCACAGGUCACGCCCACUCUACAGGGCCUCCUCUCGCCACGCCACUCGCUAACGGGCCACGCCGACCCGCGCCUGCCGCCGCAAGACCUCGCCGCGCUCCUCAAGCGCCACUCACGCACAGCCCCGCCCCCGGCCACGCCCCCUGAGAUGCUGCUGCUGCAGCUGGGCCAAUCCGGCGAGAGCUUGGAGCCUCCGCAAGCCCCGCCCACGCAGCACUACCAUCACCUGCUCCAGAUAAGCCCCGCCCCUCCCUCGGAGAGCAUGGAGGAGGACGAGGCACCGGCCUAUCACGAGGGCCUGCUGGCCAAAGCCGCCGCCCCCUCCUGUGACGAGAUGCUGGCUCCGCCCCUCUGCAGCACGCCGCCCUACUCCUCUCCCACGCCUAGACACGCCUACAUGCGCGGCGCCACGGCGACAAGAGAGUCGUGUGACGCCUCAGACUGUCGGCCGAUGGAAGGAGAUCACAACGGCUACGGCUCACACAGACCCCGAGGAGCAUUACAGCGACAUCACACCAUCCAGACCUGCGACGACGCCUACGAGCAGGCGGAGCCUAUGUCUGGAAUGAGCUUAUUGGCUGGGAAGGCGCUAAGCUCCGCCCGCAUGUCGGACAUCCUCAGCCAAUCGUCUCUGACAGGAAGCCAGCAGCUGCAGCAGAGGGAGGGGUCAGACGUGGAGGCCGAUGUUCCCCCCGCCUCCUGUUACCCGUCCUCCUGCACCAGUGACAUGCUGCUAAGCUACAAACCCCCCGACCUGCAGUACAGUGUGGAACAGGCCGGGGUCUAACGAACACAGGGGUGUAUUUGCUGUAUAAAGCUCAUAUCCGUCUGCUGUGUUGUGCUGUCAUGCCAAAUCCUCAUCGUCUGUCCGUCGGGGCGCCGUGGGCGUGGCCAGCACGCAGGGGGCGGAGCACUCGGCUUCCUCUUCGACGCCAUUGGCCGUCAUGACAUGGGAGUUUCUCUGAUUGGCUGGGGCGAGUGCCGCCCGUCUGCUGAGGCCCAAUAAUCAUCCGCCCCUCCCCCACCCGACCACGCCCUCUUACCGCCGCCAUAGUAGCGCUCCCGCGCGCUCCGAUGUACAAGGCUUACACAGAGUCUUAUGUAAACACCCCCCACACACACACACACACACACACACACACAAAGAGACGUCAUUACCAAACGCCACAAACCCAAAGUAUUUCUCGUGAAGCCUGUGGGACGCCGCGGAUCAUUCCGGUCGGGCCGCGACUCUCACUCGCUCUUUCCUCACUUCUGUUCUUUUAUUUUUAACGCAUUUUUAUGGCUAAUGUUCUGUAGGAAUUAUGAUUCAUUAUUGUUUUCUGUAAAAGACGUUUUAUGGUUAUGACAUUAUUAAAAAGAAUGAUUAUUAUUAAACCGUUCUAUGUUGCAACAAGAGAACAGCAGCGUUUGUUUCCUCACAAAGUGAUUUUUGCACUUUCAGUUUUUGUUUUUUGCUUUUCCUUCCUGUUUCUUGUUCACCUCCUUCAUUCCAUACACCUGUCUGUCUGUCUGUGUGAGGUCUAUGACAGAUGCAUUGUGGGUAGUUUCACAGGUCAUGUACUGCUCAUAGAUGAUGAUGAUGAUGUUUUGAGCUUCAUUUCCUUUUCAAAGCUUUAUUGGUUAUUUUUUUGUGGAUGUUGUUGGAAAAGCUUUUGUAUAUUGUUUAUUUGCUAUUUCUGUUUUAAUGUCAUGUUGAUGUUUUAGCCAAAUGUACAGACAGACAGACAGACAGACAGACAGACAGACAGACGCUUCAUUUCACGUCUCAGAGUUUAGAGCCCAAUUGAAUGGAAGCUUCUCUCCACCACGGAAUAAAAACAAAAGGCAAUUUAUACGAA